Varroa destructor (honeybee mite) is the source of this 4587-nucleotide messenger RNA. RefSeq names its product Opa1 mitochondrial dynamin like GTPase (gene Opa1). Gene Ontology annotation, biological process: mitochondrial fusion; endocytosis; mitochondrial fission. Gene Ontology annotation, molecular function: GTPase activity; microtubule binding; GTP binding. Gene Ontology annotation, cellular component: mitochondrial intermembrane space; microtubule; mitochondrial membrane. The record is from RefSeq and is a predicted model, not a curated record. Lineage: Eukaryota; Metazoa; Arthropoda; Arachnida; Mesostigmata; Varroidae.
CUUCGUAUAUUCAAGCAGUCCCGCGCUUUAAAAAUUGCUACAAGUGUGAUCUGUACUGGGUUGCAUUAUACGAUGUUUUUCUUUUCGUGUUGUAGAUUUCAACGUCAUUUCAAGUACGGAGCGAUCAUUUCAUUAUAGGGCGGUAUUGGAGUCCGCCUUCGAUGGGAUAAGUAUUAUGGAACUUAUGACUCGUGGGUAACUGAUGGUAGUGUCGUGAUACUGCGCAUAAAAUUGUUUUAACACAAGCACAUUUUGUUUAAUCAUGUUAAGCCGUUUACGAAGCCAGGCAGUAAGGACCUUAGGGGCGCGGGGUUACCACGCUCUCAAAAGGAGGCCCCAACUGCUAUCGAGAAAACCACCGGAUAAACAGAUUCUACUUUUGCUGGCCGAGUCACAGAAGCAGCACCAGCGUGGAAUUAUUAUGGCCGCUCGCCUGCUUCGGAGCAUACUGAAAAUCCGCUACUUCGUGCUCGGAGGGACUCUCUCGGGCGGAGUGCAUAUGGCUAGCCGAUUUGAGGAAUGGAAAAAGAAUCUUCCAGAUUUUGAGUGGAUUAAAGAUGCAGUACCCAAGAAUGAAAAUCUGAAAAAGAUUCGCGAUACUCUCAUUAGUGCCAAAGACAGAGGAGGCGAAGCUGUCACUGUGGGUCUUGCCAGCUUUAUCCAGUGGUUGGAUGCAGUCAACUUUGUCCCUCCAAGUAGCGCAAAAGAUAAAAUCGGAAGCGGAACGGUAGCCGCAGUAGGGCUAUUUGCGAACGGUGACGAAAACAAAACGCCAAAGCAUAAAACGGAGCAGGAGAGAAUCAACAACCUUCAGAACGAUCUUAUUAAUCUUCAAAUUAAAUAUCAACGUGAAUUAGAAAAGCUAGAGAAGGAGAAUAAAGAAUUAAGAAGGGAAAUCAUACUCGUUCGUCAGAAACGGGAGUCAGUUACUGCCGCCCGGCGGCAAAUAAAACCGUCAUUGAUCGAUAUAUACUCAGGUGUUUUAGAUGAGCUGAGCGGCUGUGGUUUUAAUGUUCAGGACAGUUUGCCCAGAAUAGUCGUUGUUGGAGAUCAGUCAGCAGGAAAAACGUCAGUACUCGAAAUGAUCGCUCAGGCGCGUAUCUUUCCGCGGGGCGCGGGUGAAAUGAUGACGCGUUCUCCAGUCAAAGUUACCCUCUCGGAGGCCGCAGACCAUACAGCUAAGUUCAAUGACUCGAAUCGCGAAUACGACCUAACUAAAGAAUCCGAACUAGUAGAGCUUCGAAGGGAAAUCGAGCACCGAAUGCAAAGGAACGUCGCUGAUGGAAAAACAGUAUCUACUGAUGUGAUUUCGCUUAGCGUCAAGGGGCCUGGUCUUCAAAGAAUGGUGUUGGUCGAUUUGCCAGGAAUCAUUAGCACUUCAACUGCAGAAAUGGCAGCCGGUACGAAAGAGUCUAUCCGAGAAAUGACCGAAUUUUACAUGAACAACCCGAACGCAAUCAUUUUAUGCAUCCAGGACGGAUCAGUGGACCCAGAACGUUCGAUUGUGACAGACCUCGUUAGUCGUUCAGAUCCAGAUGGCAAACGCACUAUAUUCGUACUAACUAAAGUUGAUCUCGCAGAGAUCAACAUGGCUAAUCCUAACCGAAUAAAGAAAAUUCUUGAUGGACGUCUUUUCCCAAUGAAAGCUCUAGGCUAUUUCGCUGUGGUCACCGGAAAAGGAGGAAAAGACGACAAGAUCGAAGACAUUCGCAGAUACGAAGAGGAAUUUUUCUUAAACAGUCGACUUUGCCGCGAUGGUGUGCUCAGUGCUUCACAGUGCACCACGCAGAAUCUUAGUUUUAGUGUGAGCGACUGUUUCUGGCGAAUGGUGAAGAACAACAUUAAGCAGCACAGCGACUCGUUCAAAGCACAAAGAUUUAAUCUCGAAGCUGAGUGGAAAAAUAGUUUUCCACGGCUAAGAGCGCUGGAUCGAGACGAACUCUUCGAGCGUGCUAGAAGCGAACUAUUGGAUGAAGUUGUAUAUUUGUCUCAGUUGGCGCCUCGAGAAUGGGAACUGAUUCUCCAGAGGCACCUCUGGGAAUCAGUCUCUAGUCAUGUUUUCGAUAGCAUCUACUUACCAGCAGCACAGGCUAAAGAUCAUGCAGGGUUUAAUACCGUUGCCGAAAUCCGCCUAAAAUUGUGGGCAGAGAAUAUUUUACCUCAGAAGUCUGUCGAGGCAGGUUGGUGCGCCUUAAAAGAGGUACUUCAAUUGCUAAUGGAAAAAGACAAAUUGAGCAAAAACUAUGACAAGUUGUUUGAUAAACUGAACGAUCGAGUAUUUCAAGAAUUGGUAGAUCGGCAUACCUGGGAGGAUAAGUCAAUCGAAACCCUACGACUUAUACAGCUGAACACACUCGAAGAUCGUCUUAUCACUGAUAAGCAUCAGUGGGAUUCCAGCGUUAAGUUCAUGGAAAAAAUUCUUCUGGAGAGAUUCGAAAAAGCUAAGGAUAACUUGUCCGAGUUUGUAGGGCCUGGUUUUUACGAGCAAUGGUUUUUCUGGAGACGUCGUACGUCAGAUCAGGCGAUUCGUGUAGCCAUUAAAAACGAGCUUGAAGCAAUGUUCACGGGAAGUUCUGAGAUGUUUUUCACGCACGGUCCCGCGCUCACGCAAAAUGAGCUAACAAUUGUCCGAAGAAAUCUUCAAUCGAAAGGGUACAAGACAGUCGAUUUCAGACAAAUAAAGGACGUGUGGGAUCCCGUCUAUCAAUACCACUUUUUGAAACGCGCUGUGGAACAGGCUCGGGACCGUUCGCGGCUUUUUUAUGAGUACCAGAAAGGAAAGGAUAACGAGGCUUCGCAGUGUUCUGAUAUCGUCUUUUUCUGGAAAGUUCAUCGAAUGAUACAAACUACGUCAAGUGUUCUUCGGCAACAGUUGAUGAAUCGUGAGACGAAAAAGUUAGAAAAAGAGGUUAAAGACAUUUUUGAGGAUAUUGGACAAGAUGUACAACUUAAGAAGGAACUGUUAACAGGUCGACGAGUCGAGUUAGCUGAGGACUUGAAGAGGGUGCGGGCUGUCCAGGAAAAGCUCGAAGAGUUUAUAGAAGCACUCAACAAAGAAAAAUAGUGCUAUAGGACAUUAUCGAUUUCACGUAGUACCUCGCACCUUAGGUCUAUAUUUUUAUAAUAAUUUGAAAGCAGUUUUAACACAAUAUAAUUCUAAAUUGCCUGAUUUAAGUAUCUGACUGAGGUCUGAUUGUUUCUCCUUUGAUUGAAAUUUUUGUCAAGAAGAACUUCUCCAAAGUCAGGCAAUAUGAUGCAUAUGGUGCAUUCAUCAUGUUGGAAUCUUUUCGACUGAUCCUCUAUGUUGCCACGAAUGUGUUUAACCGCUACCAGAGAUAAAAGCUAGUUCCAAAAAUAACGUAAACCAAUUUGAAACCAUAACCGAAAGAGUUCUCUAAAUCUGAACGGAGAUCAGCUAUUAUUCAAUCUUUCCAUGCUGAGCAAAUCAUACCAAGAUUGAAGACUUCGUUUCCUUCAAAAUCGACGGUAUAUAUUACUGCCAAUGUCCAUCCGGCUUUCCAAAAGUAUGAGGAAGGAUUUCAUGGGGUAAAGGGAAAGGUUUUUCAUAUCUUGAGGCUCAGAAUGAUCACCAAAAUAAUGCAAAAAGAUAUUUCCGGUAAUCCCGAAUUUUGAUAAAGAUUGGGGAUUAAAUUGUCAUGUUUGGAAGCUGGACUUAUUAUCAACCUAAUUUUAAUUUUAUAUGAUACGUAUUUGAAGGACACCAACGAGUUUACGCUUACCAUUAUUCACUAAAGAUGUAUGUAGAUUAAACAAUAUGAAAACGGCUAGUGAAUAGUUUAGAUCCCAAAUUGAAGAUGUAAGCAUGGUGAGUUGAAUGUCACUUCUGUGGUGGUUAUUUUGAAUAAACGUAACCGUCAGGAGUCACUUCUAGCACAUCCAUUGAAGUAUCUUUUUGUUCAGAUAUAAUCUUAGAAAUAGCUUAUAAAAAUAUACAUAUUUAUUUUUUUCUUUUUUUCCAUAGGAUUGGAUUAGUUUUUAGCUGUCUGCUAGGACAGAGAACUGCACAGUUAGCUCAUAUUCAGAUAAAUAUAGCGCAUUAAUUAUUGCAAUAUAAAUAUUUUACCUGAUGGAAUUACCUCAUCUUGCGGUUGGUACCCCUUACCGCAUAGUGAUUUCAAAUAGUACUGUCUAUAGUAUCUUUGGGUACGUGUCGGACGCGACAGUGGAGGCGUUGCCGAGUGUGUUUUGCACGAGUAAGCAGCAAUAGGUGUUUUAAUUUAAUAGUGAACAUCCAUUUAGCACACACGAAUCCUCCCAACGUACCCCCGUUUAUCUUGUAGCGUCGAAAACAACUCUGAAAACCCAGCAUCCUCUAAAGGAAAACGAUCGUAUAGUUUAAGGCCGUCUCGCAUAAUUGCCACCCAUGCGCAUGGAUCGAACCACGCCCAGGGCAUCUCUUGUCGCGCUUUUUGCAUCGUUUGGUGGAUCGACCUUCCGUGAUAAUCACCUAGACGCUCGAAUACUUUAGUCCGCUUUUUUAGCCGAGCUUCAUGGAGCGCCAUCGCCAGCGAUGCUCCUCAAUAACCCACGCAGUCAAUAAGUUGGCUCAUCAACCUACAUGACCAG